AUGGAACUCUCUCUGUGGAUGCUGCUUUCACUCGGUGUCUCCGUCCUCCUCCUCCUCCUCCUUUCUAGAGCCACAAAGAGGUCAUCAAAGUCCCGCGGUCAGCGGCUUCCACCUGGGCCGACUCCACUCCCAGUUGUCGGCAACCUGUUCGAGCUCGGCGACAAACCCCACCGUUCCCUCGCCCGCCUCGCCAAGGUCUAUUCCCCAAUCAUGACUCUCCGCCUCGGUCAAGUGAACACUGUGUUCGUCUCGUCCCCGGAACUGGCAAGGGAAAUCCUGCAGGAGAACGAUGCAGUCCUCUCCAGUCGUUGGAUCCCAGAAUCUGUUCGCGUGUUGGCCUUCAACGAGGCCUCCAUGGUGUGGCUUCCGCCGUACCAACGAUGGCGGAACCUGCGUAGAAUCUGUAAAACCGAGCUCUUUACUACACGAAGACUCGACAGCUACCGAUCCCUUCGGCGCCAAAAGGUACAGGAACUGAUGCAGUACAUCUCUGACAGCGCGUCGAAGGGCUCGUUGGUUGACGUAGGGCGAUUAGCGUUCAGCACCACGCUGAAUUUGAUUUCUCGCACUAUCUUCUCCGUCGAUCUCGCCGAUCUCUACGGAGAGUCCUCGCAAGAAUUCAAGCAUGUGGUGGAGGGGAUCUUGGAGGAAGCUGGGCGGGCGAACCUGUCCGAUUACUUCCCACUGCUCGCAAAGCUCGACCCGCAGGGUAUUCGUCACCGUUCCACCAAAUACUUCAAGAGGCUGCAUGAAAUCUUCGAUGAGCAUAUAGAUCGGCGUCUGCACAGCAAACGAGAUGGAACCACCGCCCGGAAUGAUUUCUUGGAUGAGCUCCUCGAGCACCAAGUUCAGGGAGACGGCACCAAGUUCGAUCGACAAGCAUUGAAAUGUUUCUUUUCAGACUUAUUUGUGGCGGGGAGCGACACGACCUCGAGCACGGUGGAAUGGGCUAUGGCGGAGCUGCUUCGGAAUCCCCGGGUCACGUCGAAAGUCCGUGAGGAGAUCCUACGAGUUAUCGGCUUCUCAAGAGAAGUGGAGGAAGCGGACAUCGGUUCGCUCCCCUAUCUGCAAGCCGUGGUCAAGGAGACGUUGCGUCUGCACCCACCGGUGCCACUUAUGCUACCUCGCUUGGCAGAAGCGACCGUGGAGCUACACGGCUACGAGAUACCCGAGGGCACGCGGUUGCUCAUCAAUAUCUGGGCGAUCGGGCGAGACAGCAGCUUGUGGACGGAGCCGGAGGAGUUCUUGCCGGAGAGGUUCUUGAACAAGGAGGUGGACUUCAAGGGCCGCCACUUUGAGUUCAUACCGUUCGGGUCGGGACGCCGGAUCUGCCCUGGACUGCCAUUGGCGUACCGGAUGGUGCACCUCAUGCUCGCAUCCAUGCUGCAGAGGUUCGAGUGGAGGCUGCCGGAAGGGAAAGAGCCGAGGGAUUUGGACAUGGAGGAGAAGUUUGGACUCACCUUGAUCAUGGCUUCUCCACUCAAAGCUAUGGCCGUUCCCACUAAAUGCUGUUAGACUAGGAUUCAUCUUGUCAAUUGAACUUUCCACCAUGAGCUCUG
Musa acuminata AAA Group (dessert banana) is the source of this 1559-nucleotide messenger RNA. RefSeq names its product cytochrome P450 76T24-like. The transcript is spliced from 2 exons. Gene Ontology annotation, molecular function: monooxygenase activity; iron ion binding; heme binding. The record is from RefSeq and is a predicted model, not a curated record. The coding region runs from base 1 to 1515 and encodes 504 amino acids. Lineage: Eukaryota; Viridiplantae; Streptophyta; Magnoliopsida; Zingiberales; Musaceae.